CCCCCGCCGGAAGCGUCCCUCCGGAAACCGGUCCCCCAGCCCAGACAUGUCCGCGGCGGAGGAGCGGGACGUUUUUCUCAGGGCUCGGGGCAGGACCCUGAACGCCUUUCCCGCAGAAAAUGAACGCCACUGGGAAGCCCCCUUCUACUUCAUCCAAGGAGCAGAUCCGCAGUUCGGCCUGAUGAAAGCCUGGGCGGAUGGUGACUGUAAUAGUGGCGGAGAUGAAUGGGAGCAAGAGAUCAGAUUAACCGAGCAAGCAGUGCGAGCUAUUAACAAGCUCGACCCCAAACCGAAGUUCUUCGUGCUGUGCGGUGACCUCAUCCACGGUAUGCCUGGAACUCCAUGGCGGGAGGAGCAAAUGAAAGACUUGAAGAGAGUUCUUAAAAACAUCGACCGAGACAUCCCCUUGGUGUUUGUCAGCGGCAACCACGACAUCGGUAACACCCCCACCCCUGAAACCAUAGAUGAUUAUUGCCAGGCGUGGGGAGACGACUACUUCAGCUUCUGGGUCGGCGGCGUUCUUUUUCUCGUCCUGAAUUCCCAGCUCUACUUUGAUUCUUCCCAAUGCCCCGACUUGAAGCAGGCCCAAGACCAGUGGCUUAACAAGCAGCUAGCGCUGGCCCAACAACAGAGAUGCAGGCACGCGAUAGUGUUUCAGCACAUCCCUCUUUUCCUUCAAAGCGUCGACGAAGACGACAGCUACUUUAACAUAACGAAGCCCCUUCGCCACGAGAUGAUGGACAGAUUUGUGAAAGCAGGUGUAAAAGCUGUGUUUUCUGGCCAUUACCACAGAAAUGCUGGGGCAUGCUUCAAGGAUCUGGAUAUGGUGGUGUCUUCGGCAAUUGGAUGCCAGUUGGGCAAAGAUACCCAUGGGCUCCGAGUGGUGGUGGUUACAGCUGAAAAAAUCGUUCACAGAUACUACAGUUUAAAUGAAUUGAGCGACAAAGGAAUCGAAAAAGAUCUGAUGGAUUUGAUGAUGCAAAAAUAACCAUUUUUACUUAGGGCUACACUUCCUCCUUUAUAGAUUCCAUUGUUUUACUUCUCUUUGAACAAAGGUAUGAUAAUCUCUCAAUUGGAAAAUAAAUUGAUGAUUUUGCAUCAUUGUGCAUGAAGAAGUUACCUUUUUUAUUCAUUAAAAUCUGUCUGUCCUAAGUAGUAAUUCACAGAGAUUUAACUUUAAAGACAAUAAUAAUAAUGAUAACUGUGGCAUUUGUAAAGCGCCUACUAAUGAUAACAAUUAUUAUGGUAUUUUGUAAGCACCUACUAAGUGUCAAGU
Molecule: messenger RNA, 1276 nt
Organism: Tachyglossus aculeatus (Australian echidna)
Lineage: Eukaryota; Metazoa; Chordata; Mammalia; Monotremata; Tachyglossidae
Gene: CPPED1
Product: calcineurin like phosphoesterase domain containing 1
Exons: 4
Coding region: 47-988 (313 amino acids)
Molecular function (GO): hydrolase activity
Source: RefSeq, a predicted model, not a curated record